UGCUAUUUUACUCAAAAGAUCUCAGCCCUAAAUUGAUUCCGUAUAAAAUAUACCUUUGUAUCUAUAUUGGACUCAUCUUUUUGCUGUAUAUUCUCUGCAUAUUGCUACUAUAUCAUUCUUUAGUCUGUAUUCUGCCAUGUCAUCAUUUCUUCAACGAAAAGUAGGAGAAGGAAACAUGUUCACUCUUUAUUUGUGUGGUUUCAUCGAGUUGGAUUGUAGAUGAAGAGCCUGGUGAUUUCAGGUUAUGUUUCUUGUCUUUCACAGGUUAAACGUGUAUCUCUAAGCGGAUCAAUUCGUUGUUUGGUUGAAAAUGAGUUGAAGAUUUCUUAGUUCAUGAUGUGUACAUGUUAGUGGCUUCAACGGAGCAACUCGCUAAUUCAGAUAGAUUAAAACAGGGUAUCAACCAAAUCCUGUCUAUAAUAGAGACAUACCAUCAACCAUGGAUGAACGGUCUGGUGUUAUUGGAAGAUAGAGAACAAAAUAAACAUUGUUUAUCGACAGGAUGUGAAAGCUUUGAUAUGUUACUCCAAGGUGGAUUGCAUGAGGGACAUGUAACGGAGUUAGUAGGACCGUCAUCAUCUGGAAAAACACAAGUUUGCUUUCAGUUUGCAUCAAAUGUGGCUAUGAAGUUGGGUGGUGUUGUCUUUCUUGACUCGGGAAACUCAUUUUCACCUACACGCAUGCAGCAAAUAGUUACUCAUAUAUCUGGUUCAGCUGAGAAUAAGAUCAAUGGAAUCCUUCAACAAGCAAUGAGAAACAUAGAAUGCCAUGCUGUUUUUGACGUUUAUGCCUUGCUGAAUGUUCUUCAUCAGCAAAAGUUGAAGUUGAAGUCUCAGACAGGAUACCAAGUACGAUUGAUAAUAGUUGAUUCAAUAUCAUCACUUAUUGCUCCAAUUUUAGGGGGCAGCAAUGCACAUGGACAUGCUUUGAUGGUUUCUGUUGGAUACUUGCUGAAGGAGUUGGCAGAUAGACACAACAUCGCCGUAGUGGUUACAAAUCAUAUGGUGGGAGGAGAAGGAGGUACUCUUAAGCCUGCUCUUGGGGAGAGUUGGAAAAACAUUCCACAUGUGCGGCUACAACUUUCUCAGGACCAUGCAAGGAACGUCUAUGCUGUGCAAAUACUUCGGCAUCCAUACAUGGCAUCUGGCAGAAAUGCAAACUUCAUGAUUCCAUGAUGAUUGGUAUGGGAAGAUUGCUGCAGCAAUAAGGCAAGUAAAUGUUUGACUUAAAACAUAGUAUUUGAAUGACCCUUUUUUGUUAUCAUCAUGUUAAAUCGAAAGAUUUUCUCAUUUUAAUCAGUUUUCAAAUCCAGAGAAAACAUCGUGCCCGAGUUUUCACUUAGGGAAUGUGUAACCUCGUGUUAUAUGGAUGUUGCUGCCACAUCGUCUGCUUUUUCACUCAUAACCUCUGCUUCUUCUCCAUCUCUGCCAUAUGCGGAGGUGGCAUUGAAAGUGAGGGUGAGAAAGGGUCAGCUAGCGGAUCCAAAUGCAACACUACUGGCACUUUCUGUGGUUAUAACACAAGUGGAUUGCAUUAAGGUCAUUAAACCGCUACCAAACAAUCAUGUAUAGUUGAUCAAAUAAGCUGUGAGUCACAUUAAACUCGUUAACAAGCCCUUACCCUUGGUGGUUUGAAUUGCUGCUUGUUGGUACAUCCCAUGUACAGGAGUGCAUUGGAACCACCAUGAAGGGAUGGCUGAUUGGCUUGCUGGUUUGACAAAUGGGUUGGGGUUUCAACCAGGGCCCUCUCCCUAGGGCUGUACGAGGAGUUGUUCGUGUUUGUUAACCGAACAAACAUGAACACAUGGAUCAAUGAUUUUUUUGUUCGUGUUUGUUUGUUAAGAAAAUAAGCUUGUUCGUUUUCUUUCAUGCUCGUUAAAAUGCUAAAUGAACAUAAGGGUGCGCUUGGUACAUUGUACAUAACAUAAUAGAAUAAGGAUC
Cynara cardunculus var. scolymus (artichoke) is the source of this 1940-nucleotide messenger RNA. RefSeq names its product DNA repair protein RAD51 homolog 4. Gene Ontology annotation, cellular component: Rad51B-Rad51C-Rad51D-XRCC2 complex; centrosome; replication fork. The transcript is spliced from 10 exons. The record is from RefSeq and is a predicted model, not a curated record. The coding region runs from base 345 to 1175 and encodes 276 amino acids. Lineage: Eukaryota; Viridiplantae; Streptophyta; Magnoliopsida; Asterales; Asteraceae. Gene Ontology annotation, biological process: reciprocal meiotic recombination; DNA strand invasion; double-strand break repair via homologous recombination. Gene Ontology annotation, molecular function: ATP binding; ATP-dependent DNA damage sensor activity; four-way junction DNA binding.